Molecule: messenger RNA, 2655 nt
Organism: Lagenorhynchus albirostris (white-beaked dolphin)
Lineage: Eukaryota; Metazoa; Chordata; Mammalia; Artiodactyla; Delphinidae
Gene: TCAIM
Product: T cell activation inhibitor, mitochondrial
Exons: 11
Coding region: 366-1934 (522 amino acids)
Cellular component (GO): mitochondrion
Source: RefSeq, a predicted model, not a curated record
UCCACGCUGCGAGAAGGCUGGCGUUCACCUAGUUGCUGACGUCAGGGUGGGGCUGAGAACCGCUAGGCUUUUAAGCCGCGUCCUGGGGCUGUGCGCAGGCGCCCCAGAGAGGAAGGCCUGGCACGCUUCAGCCAAUGAGAGCGCGACCUGCGGCCCGACCCAGAGCCGGACUCCUCUCGAGCAAGCCUCUGCGGCAGGCGCCGACGGACGGGUGGAGCAGUACGCGCCCAGCUGAGAUUUCUCGGGUGGGGACUCAGCACCGCGGGUAGGAGCCUGUCAGAGCCUGUCGUCAGGUGGGGCGAGAGCGGGCGGGAGCUCCGGCCCGGCGGCGCGCGCUCGUUGGCCGGGCUGGCGCCCCGGUGCGCAUGCGCUCCUGCCUGGCCCAGCGCAACCUUGCAGAGCCCUGCGAGAGGAUCGACCGUCCUUCCUCCUGGUACCUGGUGGGAGGUGGAGCAGUGAUUAAUGGAUGCCUGGAAGUUGACCUACAUAUAUAUUCAGAAAUGUUUUGCCACCUGAGACCUGUGAGGAGGUUAUGUCCAGGAAAGAUAUUUCCAUACUGGUUUCUCUACUCAAGAGCUUUAUCAGGAGCUGAAGCAGUCAAUGCCUUGAGGCCAUUCUAUUUUGCUGUACAUCCAGAUUUCUUUGGACAGCACCCCAGGGAAAGGGAAGUCAAUGAAAAUUCUCUUAAGAGAUUAAGUGCCUACUUAGAAAACCUCCAGAAACCAGGCUUCAAGUCUUUGAAACCAACCCAGCUUAUGUUUUAUGUAAGAGAAACAGACCAGAACUCCUCUGAUGGCCAGGAACACUUCAGCACUUCCGGAUUUCGAGCAGUCAAAUUUACUUUGCACACCAGAGAUCUGCUAAGCACAGUGUUAUAUAUUCUCAACUCCUGCAGUUUAUCUAUUGAACAUAUCCAAAGCUUGAAUACUAAUGUGCACUCCCAGCCUCUCAAAGAGGCCACAAGGAUAUCUGACAGGCCCAUCAAAUGGGACAAGUCUUACUACUCCUUUACUGGAUUCAAGGACCCUGAUGAAGACCUCGAGCAAGUCUGGAGAAUGGAAACAACCCUAACAUCCUGGUUAGAUAAUAAUGGGAAAAGUGCUGUUAAAAAGCUGAAGAAUAGUUUGCCACUUAGAAAAGAACUAGAUCGUUUAAAAGAUGAACUGUCCCAUCAAUUGCAGCUCUCGGAUAUCAGGUGGCAGAGGAGCUGGGGCAUCGCCCACCGCUGCAGUCAGCUGCACAGUUUAGGCCGCUUAGCCCAGCAGAACUUGGAAAGCCUUAAAAAUGCAAAAGGAUGUACAAUAAUAUUUACAGACCGGUCCGGGAUGAGUGCAGUGGGCCAUGUGAUGCUGGGAACAAUGGAUGUCCAUCAUCACUGGACAAAACUUUUUGAAAGAUUACCGAGUUAUUUUGACCUGCAGAGGAGGCUGAUGCUUCUGGAGGACCAAAUAAGCUAUCUUCUAGGUGGCAUCCAAGUUGUUUAUAUCGAAGAAUUACAGCCAGUGUUGACACUUGAAGAAUAUUACUCUCUUCUCGACGUGUUCUAUAAUAGACUCUUGAAAAGUCGAAUACCUUUUCACCCUCGAAGUUUGCGUGGUUUGCAAAUGAUCCUUAACAGUGACAGAUAUGCUCCAAGUUUGCACGAACUUGGGCAUUUUAACAUUCCUAUCCUCUGCGAUCCAGCAAACCUCCAGUGGUUUAUUCUCACCAAAGCCCAACAGGCAAGAGAGAACAUGAAAAGAAAAGAAGACCCCUGCACGACUUCUCCAGGUUGCCUGGCUUUCAGCGUCUGUGUCUUACCCUUGGCGGGCAGAAGACAGAACCUGUGCCCUGGUGGGGAGGGCGGCCUCCUCCAGCCUCUGGUCCUGGGGUUUUUCAGGAAUCUCCAGAAGUCGCUCCUGCCUGGGUCAGGGUUGGACUGUAGGGCCUCCUGAAGCUGCCGGUGGUGCUCUCAGCUUCCUGCUUUUCUCAGUCACCAACAGCUGCUCCCGGAGAAGGGAUAAGAGGCUUUUGAAUUAUGCAUUAAUUAGACAACAAGGACCUAUUGUAGAGCCCACGGAACCAUACUCAAUAUUUUGUAGUAACCUAUAAGGGAAAAGAAUCUGACAAAGAGUAGAUGUAUGUAUGUAUAACUGAACCACUUCUCUGUACGCCAGAAGCCAGCACAACAUUGUAAAUCAACUACACUUCAAUUAAAAACAUUUUUUAAUUAGAAGUUAAACUUAAAUAAAAAAUAAAAAUUUUUAAAAAGCCAAAAAAAUUAUUGUAUUAAUUAUCUUUACCCCAUUACUGGUAAAAAGAGUUAACAAAUACGUAGAGAUACAUGUGGUAAUAAUAGGUGCUACAAGAUACCUAUGGACAGUCUUUUGAGCGUAUAAUUUGGCCUUUGUGGAUACCAUUUUCAGUGUUGAGAGUAGAAAGUUAUGGCCCAAUAUACAAAAAUAUUUUUUACAUUUUAUGUUCUUUUAUUUGGUUAUAGCUUGUGGCAAUCAGAUGUUUGUUUUCAACAUAACAGGUUGAAAGUCAUUGAAAACGAAUUGAUGCAGGCUUCCACGAAGAAAUUUUCUCUGGAAAAGUUUUAUAAGGAGCCCAGCGUUUCAAGUAUACAAAUGGUGGAUUGUUGUAAGAGACUUCUAGAACAAUCACUGCCUUAUC